ACAACAUCCAAAUUCCUACGACACUACUACCUUCUUAGUCCGCUUCUUUAUGAUCUUAUCAACAUGGCAGAACAGUACGGAUUUGGAGAGCCUCUUUUCGAUCCUGCGGAGGCGAAAAUAGAUGUCGUCUUCAUCCACGGACUUGGUGGCGAUAGGGCCAGGACCUGGACAUAGGAAGGGGACGGUAGGAAGCAUUUUUGGCCGAAAGAUCUCCUGCCGCAAGCUUGUCCAACGGCUCGAAUUCUUUCUUUUGGCUACAAUGCUGAAUUCGCCCACUUCUUUCCAUUUUUCGGCCCCAAGUUCAUGCCGGAGCAGUUGACCAUCGACGACCAUUCGACUGCGCUAUUCCAAAACCUGAUUGGUCUGCGCGAGAAAACCGAAACCGCAGAUCGCCCGGUGAUUUUCGUCUGUCAUAGCCUAGGAGGCCUUGUUUGCGCCAACGCAUUGUCAAGGCACCACGGGACGGAUCUGGCCGGCGCUGGCCUUGCCGGGAGGGCGCUCAAGGUGCUAGACUGGGCAAGCACGACGCAUAAGGAGGAUGUGAAGGAUCUUGAAGAGCGUUCGGCAAAGCUUAUAAACAUCAACAAUGCUUUCCAGAAGUUUCUUAAAGCACGAGACCGGUCGGAAACCGGACAGUUUAUCGAAGUGGCUUGUUUCUUCGAGCAGUAUGCCAUUUAUAAGGCUGGGAAAAAAAUUGGUAUUAUUGUACCUAAGGAGUCAGCUUGUCUGCCCGGCAUCAAUCCGCAGUCAAUCCAAGCCAACCACGUCAACAUGUGCAAGUUUAAGGAUGAAGACAGGGAGGGAUACAAGAACAUUUCACAACGGUUGAGUCAGUGGAUAGUAGACCUUGAUAGGCGGCUCAAGGGUUCGCAAGCUGAGAGCCAGAAACACUCCGUGUAUAUGGGCGACGUCAACUAUCGAGACAAGAUUGAGAACAACCGAGGGGUGGUAAUAGGCCAUGCCCACAGCACGGCCACAGACGGGGUUAGAAUAACUGGGAGCAGCACCACGCACACAUACAACGGCGUUAACCCAAACACUUCUGGGUAAACUGCUAGAUAGGGAAGAGUACAGAGCGAUAGGAUGGUAGCAGGGAAGAUGUGUGAUAUUUCCGAUCACGUGAUGAACAAUUCGGAGGACAAUAGAUGUCGAUUCUAUAUAGGAAUCUAGCUAGGCUAUAUACACGUAGGUGAGGCCCGUGCGGCCUCCAAUUUAACUAGAUCUAUGGUAGGAAUGCCUCCUACUAUAGAUCUACAUUUCACGUGC
This is a messenger RNA of Mytilinidion resinicola, 1266 nucleotides long. RefSeq lists its product as uncharacterized. The record is from RefSeq and is a predicted model, not a curated record. The coding region runs from base 304 to 1050 and encodes 248 amino acids. The transcript is spliced from 6 exons. NCBI's taxonomy places the organism in Eukaryota, Fungi, Ascomycota, Dothideomycetes, Mytilinidiales, Mytilinidiaceae.